Molecule: messenger RNA, 1417 nt
Organism: Archocentrus centrarchus (flier cichlid)
Lineage: Eukaryota; Metazoa; Chordata; Actinopteri; Cichliformes; Cichlidae
Gene: mob3a
Product: MOB kinase activator 3A
Exons: 4
Coding region: 381-1031 (216 amino acids)
Source: RefSeq, a predicted model, not a curated record
CUAGCUUGUCGUUGGUGUACUUUUCGUUUUGCAGGGAGGAGUCAGACAUUAGUUUCUUUAUGAAAGUGACAUGUUCAUGCCAUUUUUUUACUAAUUCUACGACAUGUUUUGCACCAUGUAUCCAUAAUGUAGCCUGCUUAUAGGGUCGACGUAAAGCUAUCGAUCAGUGACCAGAUAUUUUCGAUAAAAGGUCGAAGGAAACAGGAAGGCGGAACAAGACCACAGAAUCAGUGGCUCAGUUCAAAUAAAUACCAAGACAAUCCAUCACAAAAACUCUGCACUGACUGUUUACACAGCCUUUUGACUGAUUCUACUUCAAAAGUAAAUAAUUCACCAGAAGCAUAAAAAAAAAAAUCGCCUGCCUGCCACCACAUGCGACCAUGUCCCUGGCCCUGAAACAAGUCUUCAACAAAGACAGGACAUUCCGGCCCAAGCGCAAGUUUGAGCCCGGGACACAGCGCUUCGAGCUGCACAAGAAGGCCCAGGCGUCUCUGAAUGCAGGCCUAGACCUGAAGCUGGCUGUGCAGCUGCCUCAUGGCGAGGACCUCAAUGACUGGGUGGCCGUCCACGUGGUCGACUUCUUCAACCGCAUCAACCUCAUCUACGGCACCAUCAGUGACUCGUGCACCGAUCAAACUUGCCCCGUCAUGUCUGGUGGGCCCAAGUACGAAUACCGCUGGCAAGACGAGCACAAGUACAAGAGGCCGACCGCCCUGUCGGCCCCCAAAUACAUGAGCCUGCUCAUGGACUGGAUUGAGGUACAAAUCAACAACGAGAACAUCUUCCCCACCAAUGUCGGUACUCCCUUCCCUAAGACCUUCAUGCAGGUGGCUAAGAAGAUUUUGUCGCGUCUGUUCCGGGUGUUUGUCCAUGUCUACAUCCACCACUUUGACCGUGUGAGCCAGAUGGGGGCAGAGGCUCACGUAAACACCUGCUACAAGCAUUUUUAUUACUUUGUCACUGAGUUCAACCUCACGGACCACAAAGAGCUGGAGCCCCUGAAAGAGAUGACCUCUCGGAUGUGCCACUGAGGGGCCUGUGGACACGGCGAACGGAUACAUCCGUCCAUCUUGAAGACUGCAUUGGAGAACGAUAAAAGAGCAAUCAAAUCCAGAGUCUAUUUUUAUAUUUAAGUACUGUAAUCUAUUUUAGCUGCAUACUGUAGGUUUAACAAAGAAGCCUGUCAUGCGAGGGUGUUCUGUUCCUUUUGAAAAGUUUCAGACAUUUUAUCAGAGCACAGUAUUAAGAGGUUUAUGUAUGUGUUGUUUUUUUUUUUGUUUUUGUUUUUUUCUAUUUUAUUUGAAUCUCAACCAUUCCAGGAUGCUUACUCUUUUCUUUCUGUUUCAAAUGAUUUAAAAUGAGUUUUUCUUACUGUAAACUCACUAUGUUGUUACAUUAAAGUGAUUCUCAACUCUUA